CACCAUGGUCGUCUACUACCAGAUCGCCGGCAAGAAGGUCGGCUCCCACUAUCUCGCCAUGGGUGUCCUCGGUGCCCUCUUCGGUGGUGUCAAGCUUGCCAUGGGCGGUGGCAGCCAGCCCAAGCCCGCUACUCCUCCUAUCCAGGCUUCCUCUAAGGACGAGGAGGAAUUCAUCACGUACGUUACCGAAGACCCUAAGCAGGCAGAGCACGCCCCUCUCUCCACUUCCGAAAAGGCGGCCCUUCAAGACUAUCGGAUGCAACUUCAGCUGUUGGAGCUGCAGGACAAGCGGCGGAAACAGCGGCUUGUGAAAGAUACUCGCGAAGGGCUGGAUGCCACGCCCCUUCCUAAUGGUCAGCCACCAGCUGCCUGAUCAGUUAGGGGUCUGCAAUGCAGACGCAGGGUGUACUCCGUUACCGCAGCCGCGCUCGAGCUAACGAAUUGGCUACAGGGACUUCCUGAAGCAGGUGAACGGAGACGACAAGAAGAAGGAUCAUUAAAGCCGAUGCAUCCCAUGCUAGAAUCGAGGACUAGUUGAAUCCAAUGUGCCCGACGUGCGAGAUUCAGUCGAGUCGAUUAUACACCGUGUGAGACCCAGAUGUAACGUGGCCGAGUCGGGCCAUGCCUUUCGCGCUUGAAACGUCUGUGACAUGUCGGGACUGGUUGACUUCUGAGGGUCAGGUGUGAAUCUGUACAUAUAGAGUAUACACCAUGCUUUCUUCA
Messenger RNA from Aspergillus japonicus CBS 114.51, 723 nucleotides. RefSeq names its product ATP19 family protein. The record is from RefSeq and is a predicted model, not a curated record. Gene Ontology annotation, biological process: proton motive force-driven ATP synthesis. The coding region runs from base 5 to 373 and encodes 122 amino acids. Lineage: Eukaryota; Fungi; Ascomycota; Eurotiomycetes; Eurotiales; Aspergillaceae. The transcript has 2 exons.